This is a messenger RNA of Diorhabda carinulata, 8193 nucleotides long. Its product is annotated as delta(3,5)-Delta(2,4)-dienoyl-CoA isomerase, mitochondrial. Gene Ontology annotation, molecular function: delta(3,5)-delta(2,4)-dienoyl-CoA isomerase activity. The transcript is spliced from 8 exons. Gene Ontology annotation, cellular component: mitochondrion. The coding region runs from base 129 to 1031 and encodes 300 amino acids. The record is from RefSeq and is a predicted model, not a curated record. Lineage: Eukaryota; Metazoa; Arthropoda; Insecta; Coleoptera; Chrysomelidae.
GUGAUGACAUGAAAACUUAACCUAAGCAGUUCGUAUAUAUUCAAAGUUCAAAGUCUUUACUACAUCUAAAGACUUGUUAUCACAUUCACUUUUAGUUUAAACAAGGUUCUAGGAUAGAGUAGUACAUUAUGAACAUUUUAUCGAAAUCAACAGGUAUCAUUAAGGUUAUUGGUAGACAUUUGAGAAGUUCUGUUACAAUGUCUUCACUGGCUUUCAAAAGUUUAUCUGUAGAUGUACCCAAAGAAUUUGUUUAUCAUGUCAAGUUUAAUAGACCUGAGAAAAGGAAUGCUAUUAACCAUACAAUGUGGUUAGAAAUAAAAGAUUGUUUUGAUAAACUGAGUGAUGACGAAAAUUGCAGAGCAGUAGUUUUAUCUGGAGAGGGAAUGGUAUUUACUGCAGGUAUUGAUUUAUCUGAUUUUCUUACAACGGGAGCUGGUAUAGCUAAACAUGAAGAUAUUGCCCGUAAAGCAAAAAUAUUAUAUAAAAUUAUCCAAACAUAUCAGGAAAGUUUAUCAUCGCUUGAGCUUUGCAAAAAACCAGUAUUAGCUGCAGUACAUUCUGCUUGCAUUGGUGCAGGAGUUGAUGCAAUAUCAGCCGCUGAUAUGAGAUAUUGCACCAAGGAUUCAUUUUUCCAAGUCAAAGAGGUUGAAGUAGGUUUAGCUGCAGACGUUGGAACUCUACAAAGAUUACCCAAAAUCCUUGGUUCUGAUAGUUUAGUUCGAGAAUUGUGCUACACUGGUAGAAAGAUGGAUGCAGAUGAAGCGUUUGCUCGAGGAUUGGUUUCUAAAGUUUAUAAUAAUAAAGAGGAGCUUAUUAAUGGUGUACUAGGCAUAGCUGAAGAAAUAGCAAGCAGAAGUCCAGUUGCCAUUCAAACUACAAAAGCUAGUUUGGUGUAUUCCAGAGACCAUUCAGUACAAGAGGGACUUGAUCACAUUAAACAUCUCAAUCAAUUGUAUCUCCAGAGUGAAGAUCUUCUCAAAGCAGCAACUGCACAGAUGACAAAGGAAAAACCUAUUUUUGCGAAACUGUGAAAAUUAUAAUUUACAUUCUUUGUACUGAAAUAAUUAUUAUAUAUACUAUACUAAUACAAGAUAGGCUCAAAAUUAUAUAAAUUAAUUUCAAGAGCUGAUACUACAAGGGUAUUUAAUUUAAUACACUUUCUUCUAAAAGUGUAUACGGAGGUUCAUUCCUUUAAUGGGGUAAAUUUGAGUUUUUAAUGCCAUCCUUUACGCUAUCUCAUAUAAAUACAUAAUGGUUUUUGAAGGUACAUACAUGGUGGUUGUAACCUCUCACUUUUUUUCAUUUUAAUUGCUUACAGUAAACUAUUUGUACACUUCACCAACUCUCUGAAACUAUCUUCUAUUCAUAUGGGAUAGGCUAAAAAAAUUAAUUGUCCACUCAUAAAAUAUAAAAUCUUUAGUAUUUAAAUCAUAAGGAUCUGGAUACACCCCUCUAGUCCUUAUAUUACCAGAGAUGUUCGAAAUACCCUCCACAAAGUACCUGGAAGUUAUUUUUAAAUUAACCCAUUAACGCCUAAGAGGACCAUAUGGACCCAUUAAAGGUGGGAGCAUCAAAUGGUAGGAUCUGUACUUCUCUUACAGUGAUACUAAACUCGUUCAGUUAGUUGCUCAAAAAAAUACAUAGAGAGUGCGUUUCUAGUGGAUAUGCGAGAUUUUAGUUGUUUAAAUGAUUUGUAUAUGAUUUAGUGUAACUCAUUUACUGUGAAAAAAUGGAUUUCAAGCUUGUGUAAUUAAUUCUGUGUUCUUCACAACAAAACCGAUUACUUGUACUUGAUAAAACAGUAUUCCUUUUACUGUCAUAGAAUCACAUAAUUUUUUCCGUAAUUUUUCUCUCUUAAUGAUACUUGAAAAUACUUCAUUUGGUGCUGUAAUAGUGGUGUUGCUACAAUAUAAUAUUUAAAACGAACCUUUGUUGAUCCAGAUUUCGACAUCCUGUCUAAAAACACGACGCGAUAGAAUGAUAAAACAAAACAACGUGGUGUGGGCGAAACUCGUUCGGCGCUGGUGACGUAAGCAAGCGAUUGGGGCGUUGCAAAAAGAAAUGAGGACGGAAUAAUGAAAUUCCAAUUUAAAAAUAUUUAUGAGUGCUAUUUAUGUUACGUUGUGCUAAAUUAAAAUCGUGCUUAGACCCAUUGUAAAUUAACUUACCAUCAAUUGAUUAAUAUAGUACUCGUAUGGUACUGUUUUCGUUUGUGGAUCGAUCGCAAUCUCAAGCAUUUCUUCAAGCUCUUCUUGAGAAAACGGUUCGCCAAAUUGAGUCAUGUAUGUUGAAAUUUCUUCUUUUGUUAAGUAACCCACACCUUUGCUGUCUAAAGUACGAAAAGCAUCCAAAAGGUCUUCAGGAGAUGCUGGUUCGUAUCUACACAAAAAUAUAUAUAUCGAAAAUAUUAAAUAAAAAGCAGAAAGAUACGAUAUGAAGUGAUUUUUAAACUGGGGUCUUAUGUUCGAGUGGAUCUAACCUCAAUUCUUUAUUUGUAUAUUUUAAUUGUGAUAUUGGAAACUUCUGCGUAGAUGCCAACGCCUCGAUGAAUAAAUUAAACUUUAAUAAUAAUCUAAAACAGGAUUAAAAUUAUCUUUAAAUGUAGAAGUAUGUAAAGUAAGAUUUCCGGGAUCACAGAAAAAUAGUGCCCAUGACUGUACUAUAAUGUUUUGACGUACUUUUCAAGCUGCCCUAUAAACGCUGAUUUUCGUGACCUCAGGAUGGGGUGUGGAAAAUCAUGUUUUAUGGUGAGGGUGCAAGAAUUAUACUUCUGAAGACUGUAGAAUUCGGCCUAAAAUAAAGUGCUUUGAUGAUUUAGAAUAUUUUUUGCGUCGAGAUUGGGGCUACAGGGUAGAAGGACAAGGGUCGAAGCUUUGACGUGCAAAUGGAGUACUUCUGGCGUGAUGUAGAGUCCCGUCAAAUGUCACCAGUUAGAUCCUAAAACUUAUCGCCUCGCCGAGGUAUUAAUUCCAUAAUUUUUUGGGAUACCGUGCCAAGUCACAUAUGACUUCUUUCGGGAACUACGAGUUCUCGAGGCGACGAGUUUUUGGAAUGAGACUGGUGGCAUUCUGGCAGCGCUCCACAUCACACCAGAAGUGUUGAUUUAGUACGUCAUUCUAUAGUCUAUUUCAGAAAGGUGUAGUGUAAUAAAAUGGGGAAUUCCGUCCAGUUCGGCUCAAUUCUUUGCAAUAAAACAAAAGAAAAAAAAAACAUUCUAAUUCCAAAGUAUCUUUAUAAAUAAUCAUGGUAGUCAGAAUUGUCUGAACCAGAAGGUUAGAAGGUAAGGUAGGCCUUAUUUGUAUCAAGUACCUUAUAUUAGAUUAACAAGAAAUAUCAAAGAACGAUUAUUGAGAGGAAAGAAGUCUUCUUAGCGUCACCAAUAGGCGAAUGAACAUGAACAUUAAUUUUUACUUCUUAGUUUAUACUGAUGCACAAUCUGGUUAACUAAACAUCGAAGGUUCAUGUCUGUAAUAAUAUACUUACCGAUGUUCGGUGAUCAAUUGAGAAACAUACGUUAGAAAUUUUUGUAAGUGUACACUGCCGGGAAAUUGAGGAUCUUCUAAACCUACAAUAAUUUCUUGAACUUCUGCUUCUGACGGGCAGCAACCUAAACCUCUUAUAACGGUUGAUACUUCUCGCACAUCGAUCAUUUUGCUUUGUGAGUGAUCGAAUACUUCAAAAGCAUCGGCUAUUUUCCUUUCUAAAUCAUUAUUUAUUGGUACUGAAAUAAAUAAAAAAGUAUUUCUUUCUUAUUUGAUUAAUACGACAAGCUCAACAGUUAGAGAAUGUUUUUAUUGUAAUUAUGUAGUAUUCGUUAAAACGCAAUUGAAUAAUUAUAAAUUGUAGUCCUACUUGGAACUUAGAAAAACUGAAUAUUAAAUUAUAAAACGUAAACAGACGAGUAAAAUGUACCUGCCUGUAAGGGAGUUUGGUUUAAACAGGGUACCAGACGUGAACUGAGCCGUUUUUGUGCCCCAUUCGUCUAUUAGUAAUAGUCUUUCAUCUGACGCAAGUAAUCUUGUCGCCAUCGAACUAUCUUUGACGAUUCGGUUAUUUCCAUCCGUUUAUUCAGUUUUUUAUGUUUAAAACCACAUGCUGACACAAAACUUAAGUUUUGUUAACUCUAGUUAAUUCAGCAAUUCUUAUUAUUAUUGCAUUAUCAGAUUGCUGAUUAUUUUCCUUUUUUAAACAUUCGAAUAUAUUCGAAUCCAUACCUGUCUUUAUUUUCACUGCACGAUGCAAUUUCAUUGUCUUCAUUCGCCCAUGGUCUAAAGAACGCCAUAUUUCUAUUUAUUUAGAGAAAUUUAUAAAUUAAAUAAAUCUCACUAAACGACGCCACUGCUUAUCGCAGAUUAUUUAGCAGGAAUAUUUCAAAGAAAUUGUGUAUAUACGCCUUCCGGCAGCUUUGGACAAUAGAAAUGCAUUUAUGUUUACGAUUCGUUUUUUUCAUUGGUAAACAGUGGAGAUAAUGAGUCCACAUGGACUGACAGUUUGUUAGAUGAUUACCGAAUUUUAUACGGGGUUCAUUUCUUAAUUUGAUAUGUGUGUCGUGCGUAUUUUUGAAAUAUUGAUUGUUCCUCCCACAACUGUCUUCUGCAAUUGAUAUUGGAAGAUUUAUACGAUAAAUAACAGUUUAAAAAUCUUUCAAAAUGGCGUUGGUGUAAACAAAGGAUAUAGUAUGAUUGUAGCUAUUGUAGAUGAAUUGAAAUAUGCAAAGUUGAAAAAUCUAAUAUAAAAUUUUUCACUCAAGCCGUUCAUUUGCUAAUCUUUACCCUCUAUAAUGUUAUUUGUAAUUUUGAUUACCAUGAAAAUAACUGGAUGACACAAUUUUUGAAUUUUUCUUUCACUUACCUUCAAUUUCAUUGCUUUGCAUCAUAAUCGGUUAAAUAUGUGAUCGGUUAUCGGAUAUUAUCAAAAUUUAAUGGACAACGUUUCAUAAUAUCGAUUUAACGAGAAAACGUAUCGAAAUAUUCACCAUAGCGACUACAUUUCUAAUUGAAAUUCCAGAUCUCUUUUAAAAAUGCUCGUUUUUAAAACUCGUUUAUUGAACUAGUUUAUUUUAAUUUUAAAAAAUAAAUUUUUGCUUAUCAAGUAGGGGAGACCGGGUACAAAAGUAUAGUCUUUACAUCAUUAGGACUAAAGUACCAGACCAAAAGGGUAAAGAAAACAAUAUGUCAUAUUAAAUCAGCAAAGUAUUUAUUUGGACUCACAAUUACGACAGAUAUAACUUGAAUCUUCUUGAACACUGUACAUACUCGGCAUGUGAUCUUAAUUUACAUGAAAGGCAUUGGAGCCACUGUUCAUUUGACCGGCUACUGCUAAAAGUUUCUAAACAAACGAGGCAGAAGCAAUCUUCGUCUGAUUCGUUUUACUUGUCAUCACCUGCCUUCUUAGUUUUUUUCAUUCCCUUCUUGCCAUUUUCAAGUAUCAGUUGGAAAAACAGUUCUCGUAGCUUUAUUUCUUCCUUGGUAUUCUUCCUAAAUUGCAUUUGCGUGUCGGUGGAAAUGGCUGAGAAAACAUUGCUUGCUGUAGCCCGCUAGGUUUAGACGAAUGGGAUCUUUGAUUAGAUGAUAAUAUAUAUGACAAAUCAAUGCUAACUGUAUGCUUGAUAGUUUGGUCACUCGAAGAUUAUCGACUGGAGUAUCCGGAUCAACGAAUAUUUCAUCAAAAUUAGUCAACACGUCAUUAUAUCAAAUGCCACUGUUUAUUUGUAAAGGCUGAUCAGUAACAGACGAUGGUGCAUACUCAACAGCAGUAAAUAUAUUCCUAUUAAAUUUAUACCUGUACAGGUGAACCCGGCAAUUGCAUUUCGAUCGAUUACUGAAGGAGGAAAUGAUUCUCUAAGUGGUACGUAAAACAAUAACCGUGGAUAAAUGUCUUUAUUAACCAAAUACAAAAUUACAAUUUGUUAUAAUGUAAAGGAAGAAAACUAUAACAAUAUAUUGUAAUAUUUUUUUUAAUAAUAUAGAACGCGUGUCUUGAAGAACAAUAUAAUUCUGAUAUAUCCAAAAUCAAAUAUAGUAUAAAACUAAUACGAUUGGGUUCAAAGUUAAUAGACUCACCAAACUAAAUAACCAAAAUAUUGUUGAUCAUAAUCAGUAGGUGAAUAAUUCAAUGAGUAUUUCUUGGUAAAAAUUUUAUAACUAACCAACAAGGCAACUUGUUACAUUGUACGAGGGCUGAUCUUUUUGCUUCUGACGAUUUUAUAAUUCAAAACAAUUAUUUUUCAUACUGUCUCAUCGAAACUUAUCAUACAGAGUCUCACGCUAAAAACUCACUCUGAAUCUGUUAUGCUCGUAAGUUCAUACAGUAGAUGCCCAAAUUCGAUACAGUUAGUAUCAAAAUGGUUUGUGUCUAGCAACGUACAGUGAUUAGCGCUUAGAAAGCUGACACCAUCGUAAAUCAGCUGUUUUGGUGGUUAUUUCGAAAAAUCUGAGGUACAAGUAUGAUAAGUGUUAGUUGGUAAAAUGUUAGCAACAAACUUUAUGUAAGUAUGUUAUAUGUCAGUUGUCGCUGAAAAUGAUAUGUAAUGUAGCAAAAAUAUUUUUCUUUAUAUAUUAAUAAAAUAUUUAAACUUCAAGAACGUAAUCAUUAUUUCAAUGCAAGAAGGCUCUUCCAAGUAAUAAUCAAACAGGUUAUGGGCCCAGGUAAUACUGGAAACUAUUAAGUAGUAGACGCCGGCCAAUCAAAAAGCGAGGGAAAUGUUCAUCAAAUCGAGAUGAAUAUUUCAACGGUACCACAGUUGAACUCAGAUAAUUUCAACAAUUGGAAAUUUAGAGUAAGAGCUUGCAGAACAACAAUUAGAAGAUACACUUGAAAAAACAAUAGCCGAUUUCACUUCAGAUAAAGAAAUAUCAGAAUUCAAAAUCAACAUCUAGACAUAAUAAAAGAUGCGAAAACGGCUAAGGAAAUGCUAAGUUCACUAGAAGAUGUAUUCAAAAGUGUCUUCACAAAACUUACCCUAAAAAAGAGACUACUUAACUUGAAGCAUAGAAGAAAUGAUAAAUUAGAGGAACAUUUCCAUGUGUUUGAUACUAUAAUACAGGAGUUAGAAGGAAUAGGAUCAAAAAUAGAUGAUGAAGACAAAGUAUGUCAUAUUUUGUUAACAUUGAAUGAAGAUACCAGGCAGUGAUAACCGCGAUUGAAACUAUGAAUACCAGUGUAACAAUGGACUUUGUGAAAUCUCGUUUGCUUGAUGAAGAAUUAAAAAUAAAAUCAAAACAAGGACAGAAUAGUGGUCAAACUGAUGCAUCCUUUAAUACAUUUCAAUAUGUGUGUUACAAAUGUGGAACACCCGGACAUAAGUUAGCAGAAUGUCAUCAGUCAUUGUUAAAAAUAAUACUUUUCUGGUUUGUGUUUAAUAAUAUAGGUAUUAGUUUUUUUACUUUCUGGCCUACUGUUAAGAUAUAUGAAAAUAAAAAAAAAAAAAAAAGAAGAAGUCAGUUAGUGAGAAUCAUAGAGAAUUAUCGAGAAUUAUUCAUUAUUAAGGUUAAGAUGAUAUAUUAAUAAUAUUUGUAUUGUACAUGGAGUUGAUAAAUAAAAAAGUGUAUAAGAAGAAAGAGUAUAAGUUAAUUAUUUAAAAAAAACAACAGGUUAUGGGCCCAGGUGAUUCUGUGGAUAAUUAAAAUAUAAAGAAAAUGGCUAAUUCACAAAUAAAAAAUAUUUAUAACAUAGAACUAUUGAAUGGUGAAAAUUAUUACUCAUGGAAAUUUAGAGUGAAAAUAUUACUAGAAGAAAAAGAUGUGGCAGAAUGGAUAGAAAAAGAAUUUGUGGAAUCAGAUUAUACAGUGGAAAAAGAAAAAAAGGAAGCUAUGAAAAAAGAUAAGUUAUGUAAGUCAUUGAUAAUACAAUGUUUGGAUGAUAAGCAAUUAGAAUUUGUAACGGAGAAAAAUACAGCCUAUGGUAUGUGGCAAGCUUUAGGAGAUAUUUAUGAAAAAAAAAGGAUUACCCGGGCAAAUGAUGCUAAGAAGAAUGUUAAUGUCAUUAAAAUUAAAAGAGAAUGAAGAUUUGGAAGGUUAUUUGACAGAAUUUGAUGAUCUUGUUAGGAAGAUAAGAGCUACAGGAGCUGUUAUGAGUGAUGAGGACAUUGUAUGUAUGUUAAUGAUGGGGAUGCCUCCAAGUUUUGAAACAGUUAUAACAAUAUUAGAGAAUAUGGAUCCUAAAGUGUUAACAAUAGAUUUCGUCAAAAGAAAA